AUGUCUUCCUCAUUUCUAUGGUGGCGCUACAUGCUGCUACUGUCAUUCCUGUUCUACACCCAGGUGUAUUCCCGUGCUGUGUUCGCUCAUUUCAUGGUCUCGAAUACGGCCGGAUAUGCAGUCUCAGACUGGGAACAUGAGAUCCAGCUCGCGCAGGAUGCUCAUAUUGACGCAUUCGCUUUGAACAUCGCAAACGGAGAAGACACCACCUCGAAUUCCAUGCCCAAUGCCUUUUUAGCGGCUCAAAAGCUCAAAUUCUCUCUUUUCUUCUCGUUCGACUAUGCAGGGAAUGGAGCCUGGGAUAAAGACGACGUACUGAAUCUCUUGAAGCAAUACGUUUCCAGUGGCGCCUAUUACCUCCACGGUAAAACUCCAUUGGUCUCGACAUUUGAAGGACCUGGCAAUGCUGAUGACUGGGUGUAUCUCAAAUCAAAGAUGUCGCUCUUCUUUGUUCCAGAUUGGUCGUCAGUUGGGGCCAAGUCUGCCAUGGCUUUGGGAGAUGGUGUUGCAGACGGGCUGUUUAGCUGGGCUGCGUGGCCAAAUGGACCGAACGAUAUGAACACCUAUGUUGACGCUUCUUACAUGCAAUACCUGGGCAAGAAGCCCUACAUGAUGCCGAUUUCGCCGUGGUUUUUCACAAACAUGCCUGGAUAUGAUAAGAACUGGCUGUGGCGUGGUGAUGAUCUCUGGUAUACGCGGUGGGAGCAAGCGCUCUACCUGGCCCCGGAAUUCAUCGAGAUCAUCUCUUGGAACGACUUUGGUGAGAGUCACUACAUCGGUCCCACUGUUGACUACCACAACCGACUGGCCCAUUCAAUGUAUGCGGCAUUCGAAACUGGGAAUGCCCCUUACAACUAUGUCGAAAGUUUGGAUCAUAGCGGCUGGAGACAAUUCUUGCCCUACCUGAUUGACCUCUAUAAAUUUAACCACACUACCUCAGGAAAGGAGGGCCUUGUGGCAUGGUAUCGUCUGAAUGCAGCCGGUGCGUGCGCUGAUGGUGGCACAACUGCGAAUACCGUCUCGCAGCUGCAGCUGGAGUAUUGGCCCAAGGAUGUGAUGCAAGAUAAGAUCUUCUAUUCAGCACUAUUGUCACAGCCUGGAGAUAUCUCUGUGACUAUAGAUGGCGUGAACCUAGGCGCAACCUGGACCAACACCCCCAGUGGCAAUGUUGGUAUCUACCAUGGAAGUGUCUCUUUUGCCGGCCAUUCUGGAGGCGUGAUAUUGAGUGUGACUACUCCGAGUGGCUUGCUCGAAGUUGAUGGCAAGGAUAUCAGCAGUGGAUGUGAUAUGGGCGACCUAGUCGAAAAUUGGAAUGCAUGGGUGGGCUACACCAUUGGAAACUCCCUCAGUGGAACCUCCCCUGACCUUGACAAGGAAGUCUGUGUCGAGGGAUGGGGGAUGGGGGAUUUCAAUGGGCUUUGUAGAUUUGCCUGCAGCUUGGGAUAUUGUCCUUUUGGGGCGUGCGUGUGCACCAAGCUGGGACCUCAUCCAACAUUACCCAAACCUACAGGCGUCGUGGGCUAUCCAGCUGCAGGCAAAAACGCCAAUUAUGCCGGUCUGUGUUCGUUCACCUGUGAAUAUGGCUAUUGCCCGUCAACUGCCUGCGGAACUGUGUCGGUCCCAUUAACGAUUCCCACAGUCUCCCCGUUCACCCCUGACACAUGUGUCGGUGGUACUGGAGAGGGUGAAUUGGCUGGUCUGUGCAGCUUUGGCUGUAACUAUGGCUAUUGCCCCGUUUACAACUGUACCUGUACCGCAACGGGUCCCUUGAACAUUCCUCCUGCCCAAAACACCUCUAUCGUCGGCUGGGCACCAGAUACCGAGGAUAACGGUCUUUGCAGCUUUGCUUGUACUAGAGACUAUUGUCCUUCGCCGGUAUGCCUAGACACGGUCCCCGACGAUGAUCCUUGUGGAAAUGUGGACGAUGACAGUGAGGAGUGCGCCGGCACUUUCCCUUGCGAUUUCAGCAUCAACUACUCCUCUCUCGAUGACCUGGAAGCAGACAUUGGCAAAUUGGAUCCCUACUGUGUCGACUUCUAUGUGCUGGGUUCAUUAUAUGGGGAGCUGGAGGUUGCUUUGGCCAACUAUACAAACAUUGCCCAUACAACCAACUACGACGACGACUUCAAAGAGUACUCGAAAUACAUGAAAGCGCAGGUUCAACCUCAGCUCAUGUACUUCAUGAACAUCAGCGAGGUUAUUGGUAAACCCAAUGGCUUGGGCAAUCAGUAUUUCGAAUGUACGUAUAACACGCUAGGCAGAAAUGGCUCAAGGACCGCCUGUCCGGAUGAGUAUAUUGGGUCGCAAGACCAGACCCAUAUCGUCUACUACGAUAUCGUGGACCGAGAAGGCUUCUUUGGCAAUCUUACUGCAAACGUUGGCGUGGAGCCGGACUGGGUAACACUCGAUGGUGGCUUGUUCCUUGGCACCGACCAGAAGCCUUACUAUGGUAACAUGCCUGACUGCAAUGUGACUCCGAGUUGGGGAUACAGAUGCGCUUGGUGGCAGGGAUUUCCCAUUCCAGCCAAGGAAAUCAGUAUCACUGACCCUCGGGAUAUCAUGAGAAAGGCUUUGCCAAAUAUCCCCAACCUCCAACUGUCGAUCUCUCUUACCCAGCUUAGCAUCGCAUCUGGAGGCUUUGACGGCGUGAUAGACGAUGUUGUUCAGACCAUAUCUACCGCUGUCUUUACGCUAAGUGAGCUAGUCGAUCGCAUCUACAACGUUGUCGAUAUCGGUGAGAAGGUUGCCGCUGAAGAUAAGAAAGAAAGAAUAUUGAAGAUCAUUGGUGGUGUGUUUUUGGCUCUUCCUUUCCUUGGCCCGCUUUCGGGACUUGGAGAUGUCAUCGAAGGCUUUGAUGCAUUACUCGCUUUGGCGGGGACCGUCGCAAAUGAAGGCUACGAUAUCUACAGUAUGGUACAGAACCCUGACAGUGCUCCGGUGGCGAUUCUUAGCAUGCUGUUGGGCUUUGACGCUGGUUCGGCAGUUGGCGAAAUCAGUGAUGAAUCAUUGGGAGCCGUUAAAUACGAUUCUCUCGCUGCCUCUCGGCGCGGCAUGAAAAGCGCUGAGAUAAAGGGGUUUGGACAUGUAUUUGAAGAUAAGAUGAAUCAAGUUGAUUCCAUUGUCAGCAAAUGCUUGAGACGUUGA
Molecule: messenger RNA, 3144 nt
Organism: Penicillium samsonianum
Lineage: Eukaryota; Fungi; Ascomycota; Eurotiomycetes; Eurotiales; Aspergillaceae
Product: glycoside hydrolase family 71 protein
Exons: 1
Coding region: 1-3144 (1047 amino acids)
Biological process (GO): mating projection tip cell wall disassembly
Molecular function (GO): glucan endo-1,3-alpha-glucosidase activity
Source: RefSeq, a predicted model, not a curated record